Molecule: messenger RNA, 8402 nt
Organism: Penaeus chinensis
Lineage: Eukaryota; Metazoa; Arthropoda; Malacostraca; Decapoda; Penaeidae
Gene: Pi4KIIIalpha
Product: phosphatidylinositol 4-kinase alpha-like
Exons: 38
Coding region: 104-6448 (2114 amino acids)
Biological process (GO): phosphatidylinositol phosphate biosynthetic process; phosphatidylinositol-mediated signaling
Cellular component (GO): plasma membrane; cytoplasm
Molecular function (GO): 1-phosphatidylinositol 4-kinase activity
Source: RefSeq, a predicted model, not a curated record
CGAAGGAGGAGAGAGAGAGAGAGAGAGAGGGAGAGAGAGAGAUGAAAAAUGGACUGAUUUGGCGAUAAUAGAAGGAUUCGACACAGGAAGGAAAUAAGGAAAGAUGACCGUGGACGACCGGUCUUUCUUCAGCAAGUGUGUGGUCCAGCUGGCUCGCACUCUUGCUAAAAUAAAGCCGACGCCACAAGAUAAGGUUGAGAAGCUCUUAUCCCUGUGUCCGGGGGAAAGUCAUGGAGGAGUUUACCGUGUGGACCAACGAGGACAAGAUGCUGUGGUCGCGCUAGGAGUGUAUUUUCUUGAGUCUGGCCUGCAACACGAGGCCUUAAUCCUCCAAUACCUUCUCCGACUGCUUCGAGCUCUCCCGAAGGCUGUAUGGCUGGACGAAAAGAAAAUUAACUUGACGGAUCGCAUACCAGUUGCCGAGCGUUUCAGCUUCUUGCUCACAACACUUCUGAGUGAUGUUGCCGCUCAAAGUGAGACUGUGCGUGAUGAGAUUAUCAAUACACAAAUCGAAGUUUUGUCAACCCUGACAAAUGGCAUCAUUAGGAAUGUGCGAGAUGACCAGCUACGCUCAAGCAAUGCUAAAAUAUCCCUAUGCCGUGGAACAAUACCAGUUUUAUUGGGCCUGGCCCGUGCCCUAGGCAGAUCUACAUCAGGAGACCCUCUGUUUCUACGCAUCUUCCCGGCUUCAACCAUCCCAACACCUGUUCCUGCGGAAACUACACAGAUGGCGAAGAAGAAAAGCUUCAGUAACUUUCGUCCCAUCAUUCCAAGGUCAUUGUCGUCCACCUUGCCCUCCUGUCCUGACGUGGUUUCACUCGUCAGUGUAGAUAGCGACCGGGACAUUGGUUUACGAGUCCCCGGAGGAGCCCCAAACAAACGUCCUUCGUUGCAGUCUCAGCAGUCUGUUCCCUACGAUCCGAAGGUGUACUUCUUUCAGAAAUAUGGAUCCAGCUUUGGGGCAAGCUUGCCUCAGGUUGCCCAAUAUGAUCACACAUUAAUUUUCCCAGUGCAGCAUCUACAGACUGUUCUAGCCAAUGCAAAGAAACUCUUGGCAAAGGAGGUACUGGGAGUACUUGAUGAGGUAUCACGUGAAGUUUUCAGCUCUGGCCAGAUCAAGAUGUUCCCAUAUAGGACUCUGCGUGAGACUAUUAACUUGGUCAUGGUAACACUUCUUAGGGAACUUCUGGCCUAUCAGAAAGACUUGCCGGUGCCAUUUACAAGAGAUGUCCAAGACUUUGUGAAGAGCCUCUACCUGUCUGGCCAGACUGAACUUGCAGGACAACAGCAGGAAUCAGGAGAGAAGGACGACCCUGCUGUGAAGACUCAAGCUGUUAACACAUUUAGGAUCAAUGUUCAGGCAAAUGCUGCUUGUGUUGAUCUGUUGGUAUGGGCUAUUGCUGAUGAGUCAGAGUCAGACCAGGGCUCAGAACUCUCUUUCCUUCUGUCAGUUUUCACAAAUCAUCUCCAGAUGCAAGAUGUUGAUGGUAACACAGAUGCCGAGAGCCUCUGCAAUCGACUGACAGAGAAGCUUAACCUUCCUCAUGGCCAUCGAUUGGUUUUAGCUCACAUGCCACUCCUCCUGGUAUGCUUAGAGGGUUUGGGAAAGCUAGCGAACAAGUUUCCAAAUAUUGCCGGGACCAGCAUAAAUUAUCUACAGGACUUCCUUGUCAGUCCAUCGCCGAUUCUUCUCAAGCUACACCGUCAACAGUCAGAUUUCUUAACACCCCAGCAAGGCAAUUUGACUGUCAAAGUAACUGGAGAUGGGGCAAACAGACCAGUCUCAGCCACAGCCACAGCCCUUGAGAGGCUGAGAGAUGCUGCCAUUGAGAACCUGUGUGUGGCUCUGAAGGCAGGCUUAACAGUGGACCCUAACACAGUUCUGGCCUUCAUAUCUUCCAUAUCUGGAAGGGAAAAGGCUGGACAUGAUCGUCUUCCUGAAAGCGACAAUAUUGUGAUCUCUCAUACCGUGGUGGUAGCACUGGGACAUGUGGCAGUGGCACUGAAGGACUCGCCACGCACCACAGAGACCAUUCUGCACCAGUGCCUCCUCCAGCGCUUCUGCCGACCACCAUCUAUACUUGACACUCUCAUUGUUGACCAGCUGGGGUGCAUGCUUCUGGCUAAGAAUGAUCCUAAAGUGUGCGAUGAGAUUAUGGAACAGUUUAGUAAGAUUAUCCUAGAGGCAAGCAGUGGGACCUAUGGUGUGGGUGCAGGCCAAGACCAGCGCAUGAAACAAUAUAGACAUGUCGCUACUGCAGUUCACAAUGCUCUAGCAAAUAUUGCAGCGAAUAUUCAAGGUGAAGCUGAAAUGGACAAGCUAGUAAUGCGACUUUUAGAACUGUUUGUGAAGCUGGGUUUAGCAGCUAAACAGAACUCAGAAAAACAUCCUGCAGUCUUGAAGGCAUCAAGCAGUGCAGGAAACCUCGGUGUGCUCAUCCCUGUGAUUGCCGUGCUGGUUCGCCGUCUUCCACCAAUCAAAGAACCAAAACCUCGCCUGCUGAAGUUGUUCCGAGACUUCUGGCUUUUCUGCAUUGUGAUGGGCUUCACUCAGCAGGAAUCAGGGUUAUGGCCUGCUGAAUGGUACAUGGCUGUGUGCGAUAUUGCCGUCACAUCUCCCCAGUUACUCUCUCGAACCCAGCACCGCUCUGAAAUGAAGGAGCUCUAUUAUACUUAUGCAGUUCGUGAUGAGUCAGUGUCAGUGGGAGAAUUGGGUGAACUACGACAACAAAUUCUCAGUCUCCUUGAGCAUCCUACAGAUGUCACCCCAGUGGUCAACAAGUUAUCUUUCGCUCAGUGCAUUUAUGUGCUGUCUGUAUAUCGAGUAGAAGCACUCAGAGUAAGGAGCUCUACAGAGACAAGUUUUAUGCCAAUGUUUGAGUACCUGCUGGACCCAGCCAUCCAGAAUGACAAAUGUGAUAUGUGGACGUGCAUCAACAGAGUGAGUGAGAAAGUAUUCAACAUAUUCCUUGAGCAAGUGAGUCACCAGCCUCGAGAUGAAAGGCAAGAAAAGCUCCUGGUGCUUCAUGCACAGUUUCUUCUGACACACUUCAACCACACCCAGGCACAGAUCAGGCGUGUAGCUGACAAGCUGUUGUCAAAACUUGUUGACAGGUUCCCACAGCUCCUAUGGAAUGGCAAUGUGCUGCGAACCCUCCUAGACAUUCUGCAGGUCCUGGGCUACUCUCUACAGCUAGACCCUAAUGAUGCCAACCCAACUAUUCCUAUUCCUGAUACACCUUUUAGCAUCACGCUUAUGGAUACUCUUGAGUAUAGGGAGAGAACCGUUAGCGACUUUGCAGCGCGUUGCCAAGGUAUCCUUCAAGAGGCAAUGAAAUGGGCUCCAGAGGCAACUCGGUCCCACCUGCAGAAUUACCAGACACACAUUGACCAGUCCAAUCUAACAUCACACUCUGGCUUGGCCCUUGCUACUCAGUCAGUCAUGCAGUAUGCGGGUCUUGGGACACCUACACACAUGAGCCAUACUGCAACUUUGGACAAGCGCAACAAAGGUGCGACAGACCUCACCUCUUCCUUCAUGAAGUCAUUAAGCCUGAGAACGCACUAUCAGGGUGAGAUAUCAGGGUUGCUUCUGAUGGUGAGAGACGAGAGUCAACGAGAACAGCUGAUUGCCAAGCUCCUUGGUGACAUCAAAGUGGCUUGUGAGAAGAAGAAGGAGGUGGACUUCAGACAGGGACUCUGGAGGGCAACUGGGCUCAUGAUUUUCUCAGAAGGCAUCAACCGCAGGCUACUUCGACACAUUUGCUCUGCGUGUCUAGACAUGUUCACAGAAGAUGCCAUGGAAAACAGCGUGGCUUGCUGGCAGUGGAUACUUUCAGCUCGCCAUGACAUGACACUACCCUUUAUGCAGGAGAUGAUAACAGCUUGGCAGGAAAGUGUUGCUCGGCGCUUGGGCCUGUUCUCUCGUCAGAUAGAUGAAGUGAAUCCCCUUGCAGCAUAUGAAGGUUGUAACCUUGAGCCUAAGGUGCCUCAAGUUGGCCCACAUGACAUAUGGAUAAAGUUCAUCAGUGAGCGAAUAGAAAUUGCAAAAUACGACAGUGAUGCCCAGGUGGCCAUGUUUGCAUGCAUGUUUCAUAGGACACUGCACAUGACUGUUGGAAAUCCAGAUUCCAAGAUAAACCGCCACAUUGGAGCCAUUGGCACACGUUUUCGUUUGCUGUCCUGUGCUCUUGCCCUCAUUCAAGGUGAUACCAUCCCCAAGUCCCUCAGUAAAAAUGUUCUUCGUGAGCGUAUUUACUGUGCCUGCCUUGAUUAUUUCUGUGCUGCCCGAGGAUGUCCCACACAACGACCAGCCUGCCUCCAGGAAGAUAUCAAUGCUCUCCUAAACUUCUGGAAUGCUCUCCAUGCUGACAAGAAGUACCUGAAGACUAGUGUUAUUGGAGACUUCACCUCUUAUCAGUAUGGAGGGGGUGCUUCUCUCUCCCCAUCCAUGGCCUCAGACUUGAGAUCAACGUCAGGUGAGUUUGUUGUGAAUAAUGCUGGCUGGAUCAACACUGUCCCACUGUCAUCGAAUACGUCUACACUCUCCAAGAGAUCAAAUCGCAGCAAGAGAAUGGUUAAUCCUGAUGUCUAUGUUAAGGACUAUCUCAAGAAAAGGGCACUUAUCCUCUCCUUGCUGGCAGUGGAGAUUCAGGCCCUGAAGGUGUGGCUCCAACCUCCACAACCCACUGGCCAAGGAGGAGAAGUGACAACUCCACAAGAAGAAGCUCUAGUCAAGUGGUUGUCCGGUGGUUUUAAUAGCCAGAAAGCCUGGAGUGGAAACACAAACCUUGCCUGGAGUAUUUCACCAGCACUAGCUGUUUAUUUGUCUACUAGAAUCCAUAAUGUCCAAGGACUAGAUGCCGAGAUCAGCAACCUUGUCCGUGAAAACCCCAUAGCUGUUAGUCACCUUGGGGAAGCUCUGCAGUACUUGGCCACUUCAGAAAACAUUCUUUCAGAUAUUCCAGAGUUAAACUACAUGUUGACAUGGGCUCCAGUGCCACCUGUCAAGGCACUGGCAUAUUUCUCAAGGCAGUAUCCACCUCACCCUCUGACUGCCCAGUAUGCUGUUAGAGUAUUGUCUAACUACCCUGCAGACACCAUUCUGUUCUACAUCCCUCAGCUGACACAAUCGCUUAGAUAUGAUACUAUGGGUUAUGUAGGUGAAUUCAUAAAAUAUGCAGGCAAGAAAUCACAGCUGUUGUGCCAUCAGCUGAUCUGGAACAUGCAGACUAACAAAUUCAGGGAUGAAGAAGGACAUGAGAAGGAUGCUGAUUUGUUUGAAGUGUUUGAGAAUUUGGAGAAGUCUUUGAUCAGCCAGUUUGCAGGGACAGCCAAGCAGUUUUAUGAGAGGGAGUUUGACUUCUUUGGGAAAGUCACUAACAUAUCGGCAAUCAUCAAACCAUAUCCAAAAGGUAUUGAGAGAAAGAAGGCAUGCUUAGAGGCACUCAAAGCAAUCAAAGUGGAGCCAGGAUGCUAUCUGCCCUCUAAUCCUGAAUCAGUUAUCCUGGACAUUGAUCGAAACAGUGGAACACCAAUGCAGAGUGCUGCCAAAGCUCCAUAUUUGGCAAGGUUUAAGGUGCGUCGUUGUGGCAUCAAAGAGCUCGAGAAGCAAGGAAUGGCAGUCAGCUCUGGGCAAGAGGUUGACUCAAACAUUGGUCCUGAAAUUUGGCAAGCUGCUAUAUUUAAGGUAGGAGAUGAUGUACGACAGGACAUGCUGGCCCUUCAGGUGAUCUCCAUUUUCAAGAACAUCUUCCAGACAGUGGGACUGGACUUGUUCCUCUUCCCAUACCGUGUUGUGGCCACCUCUCCUGGGUGUGGUGUAAUUGAGUGUGUUCCCAAUGCUAAGUCUCGGGACCAGCUAGGCCGGAGCACGGACACUGGGAUGUACGAGUAUUUCAUUAGUGUGUAUGGAGACGACAAUUCUCAUGCUUUCCAACAAGCGCGGUCCAACUUUGUCAAGUCCAUGGCAGCGUAUUCCCUGGUGGGCUUCUUGUUGCAGAUCAAGGACAGACACAAUGGCAAUAUCAUGUUGGAUACUGCAGGACACAUCAUUCAUAUUGAUUUUGGCUUCAUGUUUGAAAGUUCACCCGGUGGGAAUCUUGGAUUUGAGCCGGACAUCAAGCUGACCCAAGAGAUGGUGAUGAUCAUGGGCGGAAAAGUGGAAGCUGCACCUUUCCGCUGGUUCGUUGAGCUGUGCAUCAAGGGAUACCUGGCUGUCAGGCCAUACCGAGAGGCGAUUGUGUCCCUUGUGUCCCUGAUGUUGGAUACAGGACUCCCUUGCUUCCGAGGGCAGACCAUCAGACAGCUCCGCACGCGCUUUACCCCAGUAGCCACAGAGAAGGAGGCAGCAGAAUAUAUGCUUAGCAUCAUCCAGCACUCCUGCUUGAACUGGAGGACAAGGGCUUACGACAGGCUCCAGUAUCACCAGAAUCAAAUUCCCUACUAGGUGUUUUUUCUUUUUCUUUUCUUUUUUUUUUCCUUUUUCAUUUAUUACUUUUCCUCUGCCUUUCCAUCCUGUUCCUCCUCCUCCUCCUCCUCCUCCUCCUCCUCCUCCUCCUCUUCAAUGACACAAACUGUGUAUACCUACACAUUUUUUUCCUGAAUGGGUCAGCGGUAUUGAUAGUAUGUAGAUGGCUUCUCAGUGACUUUUAGAUUAAUGGGGUGAAAUUGUUAAAGAAAUGUGAUAAUUUUAGUUAUUUAAUCUAGUUGAGUGAUAUAUUUAUUUUCUUCUUUUCCCAUGUGUGUAUGAUGGUUUUAGCAAAUUCUGAAAUUACAUGCCUAGUAUUAGGCUUACCAUUCCAUUCUAUUUUUGCGUACAAGACUUUUUCUGUUAUCAGUUUUAACCAACAGUUCAAUUGUAUAUAUCAUAAUGAAUUAAUAAGUGCUGUUGUUGUUGUUAAAUCAGAUAUUAUUAUAACAGAUAGUAAUUUUACUAGUGCUGGUGUUAAUGAGAAGUUUAUUUUUCCUGGAGUAAUGUCACAAGAUAUUUAAUUUUUACUAUUAAGAUAUGACCAGUAUUUGUUAGGGAAGAUGAUGAUUGUAAUAAUUGUUAUGAUUAUUAUUUUGUAACUAAUGAUUGUUAUUAUUAUUACUAUUAUGAUUUGAUUAUUAUUAUUAUUAUUAUUAUUAUUAUUAUUAUUAUAAAUGUUAUUACUAUUACUGUUACUAUUACUUUCACUAUUUCUAUUAUUAUUUUACUUAUUAUAUCUGUUAUCAUUCUCUCUUAACCAAAGGCCUCAUCAUAUUAAUUAUAUUAUUAUUAUAAUAAUAAUUACUAUUAUUAUGAUAUAGAAUAUCAAUAUUAUGAUAUUUAUCUACAGUGACGUAAUAAAAGGCAACAUGAAAAUUAUUAUUAUUAUCAAGAAUUUUACUUCAUGUUAGAAUUAUAUCUUUUUGUAUUUAGAAAGACUUCUGUUUACACAUUAUGAGAAAAAAGAAAUGUGAAUAUAUGUUAUUCCAAAUCAUUGAAAAUCUACAUUGUGUAGAGAUAUGUAUGAUUCAUUAGAUUUGUUUGUUGUUUUUCUUGGUCAGAUAACAAGAUGGACCAAUUUGCGUUACAUGGUUGAUGGAAGUGUAAUGUUGGUAACACUUCCUAGUCUUUUAUUUAAAAGUUCAAAAAGAGCACAUAAACAACUAGUAAUUUUAAGUGAAUUUAAAAUUGUUGAAGGUACACUUCCAAAACACAUAUCCUUGCCUUUAAAACUGCCUUUUACAUUUGUUGAAGAGUAUGCACCAGUUUUUUCAGAUCCACCUGUUUGGCUAUACAUAUUAUGCGUCAGGGAUCAGUGACUUGUUCAUUAUGAUUAUUGCAUUGAGGUGAAUUGACAUGAUUAUAAGGAAAAUGAAGAAAGUAUUCAAUUUAGGAUAAAAAUAUAUAACCAAGCAUUAUCUUCUCCUCUGUUACUUAAUGUUUCUGCUUGUGAUGAGUCCUCAGGCAUGUUAUAAGUGAACCCUUGGGCCUAUUUGCUCAUUUGGUAAGGAUAUCCUGAUUUACCUCUGUUGUUUAUUGUAAAGAAAUAAAAAUUAGAUGUGGCAAAUAAGUAUUUGUUCCCAAGUUUCAGUAUUGUUGUAAUGCAUUCUCCCUCCGACUUUGUUUAUCUUGUGUGUAUAUCACUGUCCUCUUGUUAGUAAAUUUGAAUAUAGUGGUCCUGUGCAUACUAUUAGGAUAACUAGUGCAUAACUUGUUACGUGAGAUACUCCUUGAUAUUGUGUAAUCUACUUAUUGUUGCAAAUAAAUGUUUUGUUCUAGUCUAAACAUUUCCUAUGUAGUUUCAUUUUAGAGGUGAAAGCUGUGGAAUUGUGAGAAACCAGUUAUUUUGAGUCAGUAUGAAAUAUUAGAUUUUAUGUAAAGACCCAUAAUAUUAUAAGUAAAAAGCUUCCAAUAAAGAAAUUUAUGUUCA